UUCCCCCAACCCCGGCAACGCGCAAGCGCUCGGGACCGUGUGGGAAUGGUCGGUCCACGAACUGGGGGUUGGACCGCUCCGAGCGAAACAGAGCAAAAGAGUUUUUAAAUGUCCGCCAUGUUGUCCAUGGCGCACUGAACCACCGAUAGGGAGCGGAGCGUCGGAAAAAAACAGUCCGAGAGAGAGCGACCGAGAUCCGGGCCUUCCCCCAGCUCCGCUGGCGACGCCCUAAAUACAAGCUAGAACCUUCCGAACGUUAGAGACUAACCGCACAGAAACAUCAAUGAAAGCUCCACUCGGUGCCGUUGUGAACAUUAGGAGAUCGGAUAGAUUUAUAUUGCAUCUGGAAUUGUGAAAAAAUGAGUAAAUUGUCGUUUCGGGCACGGGCGCUGGACGCUUCCAAGCCACUACCCGUCUUCCGUUGUGAGGAUUUACCCGACCUACACGAAUAUGCAUCCAUUAACCGGGCUGUGCCGCAGAUGCCGACGGGGAUGGAGAAAGAAGAGGAAUCGGAACACCAUCUCCAGCGGGCCAUCUCGGCGCAGCAGGUCUACGGCGAGAAGCGGGACAACAUGGUCAUCCCGGUCCCCGAGGCGGAGAGCAACAUCACCUACUACGACUCCCUCUACCCCGGCGACUACAAGAUGCCAAAGCAGCUCAUUCACAUACAGCGUGAGUCUCAGUAA
This is a messenger RNA of Poecilia latipinna (sailfin molly), 686 nucleotides long. RefSeq names its product enhancer of polycomb homolog 1-like. The transcript has 2 exons. The record is from RefSeq and is a predicted model, not a curated record. Gene Ontology annotation, biological process: regulation of transcription by RNA polymerase II. Lineage: Eukaryota; Metazoa; Chordata; Actinopteri; Cyprinodontiformes; Poeciliidae. The coding region runs from base 360 to 686 and encodes 108 amino acids. Gene Ontology annotation, cellular component: NuA4 histone acetyltransferase complex.